UUAGGCCAGUAAGUUUGGUUCCACACAUAGGGUUACAACUCGCUCUUCAGUGGUUUGUCUUUUAGGACGGCGUUACCACGUUCACGCCAUUGACGCUUGAAAACGAACGACUAACCAGCGUUCCUCAACACCGCUUACUAACAGCUACUUCAUAAAUCAACCUAGUCUGCUAAAUCUUAUUUUCAGGCCUAGCCGGCAUUAUGAUGGACGAAAAACAGUCAAUUGCAACGCCGAACGUUAAUUAUUCCGACCCUCCUCCACAAUAUCAAGGUGAAAGUCAUCCUGGCACUAAUGCUCCACUUUAUCAAGCUCAGCAACCGUAUCCAGGACAACCACGUUUUGGCCCCUCACUUCCUGUGUGUGUCAUACAAGGUUCACAACAGUAUUUGGACUUUCCUGCAUGCGUACGUUGUGUCAGGUGCAAUACUGACAUUGUAACAGAUAUCCAAUAUAAACCUGGUGUUUUGACAUGGAUGAGUUGUGGAAUUAUUUGUUUAGUUGGCGGAUGGAUUGGAUGUUUUCUCAUCCCGUUUUGCAUUAAUGCAUGCAAGGACGUCGUCCAUACCUGCCCUAACUGUAAAUGCGUUAUCGGUAAAUAUGACAAACUACGCUGACGAAUUGAC
This is a messenger RNA of Saccoglossus kowalevskii, 623 nucleotides long. RefSeq names its product lipopolysaccharide-induced tumor necrosis factor-alpha factor homolog. NCBI's taxonomy places the organism in Eukaryota, Metazoa, Hemichordata, Enteropneusta, Harrimaniidae. Gene Ontology annotation, molecular function: zinc ion binding. The record is from RefSeq and is a predicted model, not a curated record.